This is a messenger RNA of Anopheles moucheti, 2809 nucleotides long. Its product is annotated as endoplasmic reticulum lectin 1. Gene Ontology annotation, biological process: endoplasmic reticulum unfolded protein response; retrograde protein transport, ER to cytosol. Gene Ontology annotation, cellular component: endoplasmic reticulum lumen. The transcript has 5 exons. The coding region runs from base 126 to 1616 and encodes 496 amino acids. NCBI's taxonomy places the organism in Eukaryota, Metazoa, Arthropoda, Insecta, Diptera, Culicidae. The record is from RefSeq and is a predicted model, not a curated record.
GCCACCAAUCAUUUUCUACCACGACCGCAGCUGUUCCGCGCUACACAAUCGUCUUGCUGAAUAAAUAAGAUAACGAUUGAUAGUGCUCAGCCCCAAAAACAGUAGGGCCCUCCCGUGUGUAAAGGAUGUUGGGCUUCCUCAUUUACACACUCGUCGCCACAUCUUGGACCGUUGCGGGACACGACUUGAAGGGUUUCGAUGAUUCGGUACUGUUCAACCUUGUGUGGCAUAACAGUCAGGACUUAAUCGAUGUAAUUCCAGGUUCGGAACAAUUUUACGUAACGUCCGCAAACAAGGAAAAGUAUCUGUGCGUAAUCCCGCCGAUCACGUCAAAAGAAACUGGCGGCGACGUGGAGUACAAUGGGCCCAGCCCGCUUGAGCUGCUCGAGCCACUGUUCGUUUCGACGACCUGCUCGUAUCGUAUCGAAAGCUACUGGUCGUACGAAGUGUGUCAUGGGAGCUACAUCAAGCAGUACCACGAAGAGCGUCACGAGAAGACGAGCAAGUUGCAGGAAUAUUUUCUCGGUCGAUGGGACCAGCAAAAGACGGAUGCGUUAAAGGCCAAGAAUGCGCAAGCAGAGGCCGAUAAAGAGCAGAUGAAGUAUAAGAAGAUCGAGGGCUUCAAUCUACCGUAUCUUGAGCUGGAGAUGGAUUCCGGUACGAUAUGCGACCUAAACGGUGAGCCACGUGUUACGAAGGUACUGUACGUGUGUUACCGGUUCGGCAAGAAUGAGGUUUACUCGCUAAAGGAAACGUCCACCUGCAACUACGAGGUGAUCAUACUGACGGCAGCCCUUUGUACACACCCGAAGUACAAACCGCAGGACACAGAGGAGAACAAAAUCAGCUGCAGCCCGUUCGGUGAAUCACCGCGCAAACCGAAAGCCAUACUACAGCAGGAAGUGGACAAGUUGCGCCAAAAGUAUCAGCAACUUUCGGUCUCUAUAAGCGAAGUAUUAGGAUAUGAAAUCCCUGAAAUGAGCGAGGAUGGUUCCAUGCGCGGUGAUCCAAUGCGGAAAGAUACGACGUUCAACUUCGAUUGGAAAGCAAUGGAUGAUGAAACGGGAGACAGUGAAGGUGAAACACCAGUUUCAUCGAUGACCAGACGACCGAAAAAGUCCAAGGAACUGACCUCGCUAUUGGAAUUUCUCGAUGGAGCGUACUGCUUACCAGGAGGAUCCGGUUGGUGGAAGUUUGAGCUGUGCUUCGGUAAACACAUACGCCAGUACCACAAAGACACCUCCAUCUAUCUGGGCUACUUCAAUGUCGAAAAGCACCGUGAAUGGUUGGAAAAGAAUCCCACCGCGCGGUACAAGCGCAAGCUCGAGAACCAAAUCAGUCACUUCUACGCCGGCGGUGACUUUUGUGACAAAACGAACCAACCCCGGCAUGUGGAGGUUAAGCUGAAGUGCACGGAACAGGCCGGCAGUACGGAUGCGAUCGCACUGUAUCUGCUGGAGCCGCGUCCCUGCGAGUACGUGCUGAACGUGGAGUCAUCGAAGAUUUGUGAUAUUUUACCGCUCGCUUCAGAUGAUAUGCUGCUGCCGGCAAAUUUGCGGCAACUCGAGGAGGAAACACAGCUCGUACUGGACAGCGCAACUAAUGUAAAUAAUUGAUUUAAUCACACCUACGCAGUAAAUGAUGCAAUGUUAGUUACUGUACUCUACGAUCGGUGUUUUCGUUUCGGCGCUUAUUUUAACCGAAAGCUGCGUAAACAGUUGAUCCCAGGUCCACGGUUCAUCCGGUUCUUCGAUGUCCUCUUCGCUUUCGAGACACUCGGUCAAAAUGGAGAUGUCGAUUUCGUCCAAAUUGCCGAGCGCUGAAGCUUUGCCGCUAGUGAAUAUGUCCGAGCUAAGGUUCUUGUACGUUGUUACACUACAAGCAGAGAACCAAAUAGCAGUUUAAGGGUUUAAGUAUUAUUACACAGCGAGAAUGUCCUUCACAGACGAUACUCACGUUGGUAGGUUGGGACUUUCAUUGUACAGCAAACUUUCGUGAAUAUCGUCCGCAUCCGGCAGCACGGGAAUGUCAUCGACGGGAUUGUAAUCAACCGUUGUGCUGGUAUCGUCCAUCGAAACUAUAUUGCUAUUGCUGAACCGUUCCCUAGAAAGAAAGCACAGUUGCAAUGCCACCCAAAAACCGCAAUUCACUUCCAACAAUCAACUACUCACAUCUCUAAAAUGUUGGAGAACUUGCGCGCAUUUCUACUAGCAGGCAACACAGCAGCAUCGAGUGAGAGAGAAAACAAGAAACGCAAACGUUGCGCAUUAAAUACUAAUCGGUCACGGUUGGCUGCCGCGUUUGAUCAAUAAUCUACAUUAACUGUGCAACUUACUUGCCGUGGCCGGAGCUGGCACCGCUCGUUAGCGUUGACAAUGAACGACCGAUGGAUGUUUCCUCCAGCCAGCUGUCCGUUUUUACCUUCGCCGGAGUACCUGCGGCCGUGGUGGAUGGGGAACCUUUUUCCUGCAUGUUUGAUUGUAUGUUUUUGCCUGUGUCUUCACCCCCUAUGGCCAAUACACACACGGCUCAUUAAUUACUAUCACCAGUGACGCGGUUAGCUUUCAAAAAAUCCUGUGGCGGGGGGGGUUUAAUUUAUUAUUUAUGUACACACGAUUCGGUGUGAAGAUACGGUACCGCGAUGAACGGUGGUUUGUUUACGUCGCCAAGGAAACUGCUCGAAAAUGGCGAGCACAGUGAAAAAACUGCUCCCACCAUGGGACGUUACGCGGACAAGGGGAUGGUUAAAAUAAAUAAAAUAAUUUGCGGAUUACAAAUAAAACAUCAUAAUCGUUUGCUGCCUGGUUAU